Tetrahymena thermophila SB210 is the source of this 282-nucleotide messenger RNA. RefSeq lists its product as hypothetical. The transcript has 3 exons. Lineage: Eukaryota; Ciliophora; Oligohymenophorea; Hymenostomatida; Tetrahymenidae. The record is from RefSeq and is a predicted model, not a curated record.
AUGGGUGCAUCAGGCUUAGGUUCUGCUUUAGCAAAUUGCAUUAAUCUCUCGAAUUUGACACUUAACCUUCGUGGAAAUUAAAUUGGUGCAAUGGGUGCAUCAGGCUUAGGUUCUGCUUUAGCAAAUUGCAUUAAUCUCUCGAAUUUGACACUUGACCUUGAUGGAAAUUAAAUUGGUGCAAUGGGUGCAUCAGGCUUAGGUUCUGCUUUAGCAAAUUGCAUUAAUCUCUCGAAUUUGACACUUUACCUUUAGUAAAAAUAGUUUAUUUGUUUUGGAUUGUGA